Messenger RNA from Choloepus didactylus (southern two-toed sloth), 2943 nucleotides. It is a transcript of the gene LGALS8, whose product is annotated as galectin 8. The record is from RefSeq and is a predicted model, not a curated record. Lineage: Eukaryota; Metazoa; Chordata; Mammalia; Pilosa; Megalonychidae. The transcript has 11 exons. Gene Ontology annotation, molecular function: carbohydrate binding. The coding region runs from base 392 to 1468 and encodes 358 amino acids.
AGCGGCUCACAGUCCAAUUCCCCAGAGGCUGUGCAAGAGGCGGGUGCUGGGUGGCGGUCAGCAACAGGGCGGGGCUAGAAGCCCUGAGCUGAGCCGGGUAGAAGGCCCAGGACACAGAGGCGAGGCCGAUAGUGAAGUCCCCGGGCGCGCGAACCGGGAAUGGAAGCCGACUGACUCCUUUCACUUCCCGUAGCCGCCCACAAACACCCAGUUUCCGAACCAGGACGACAUCCUGCGGCUAGACAAACGUCCUUCUGCGUGGAGCACCAGGAACUCCAGUCCCGGGGGCAAGUGCUUCAGUUUCAAUCUGGGAAGCCUUUAAAUGAAAUUUACUUAAAGUCAUACAUCUUACAGGGAAGAGAGACUCCAGUCAACAGUAAGGUGGAAAAGAAUGAUGUUGGCUUUAAACAACUUACAAAAUGUCAUCUAUAACCCGGUAAUCCCCUAUGUUGGCACCAUUCCUGAGCAGUUGAAGCCUGGAACUUUGAUUGUAAUACGUGGGCAUGUUCCUGGUGAUGUGGACAGAUUCCAGGUAGACUUACAGUGUGGCAGCAGCGUGAAACCUCGAGCUGAUGUCGCCUUUCAUUUCAACCCACGUUUCAAAAGGACCAACUGCAUUGUUUGCAAUACUCUGAAAAAUGAAAAAUGGGGAAGGGAAGAGAACACCUAUGACAUGCCUUUUGAAAAAGAAAAAUCUUUUGAAAUAGUGACUAUGGUGCUGAAGGACAAAUUCCAGGUGGCGGUAAAUGGAAAACAUAUACUGCUCUAUGCCCACAGGAUUAGCCCAGAGAAAAUAGACACUCUGGGUAUUUAUGGCAAAGUGAACAUUCACUCAGUUGGUUUUAGCUUCAGCUUGGAUUUACAAGGUACACAAGGAUCUUCUCUAGAACCAACAGAGAUAAGUAGAGAAAAUGUGCAAAGGUCUGGCACCUCACAGCUUCCUAGUAAUAGAGGAGACAUUUCUAAAAUCGUACCCAGAACUGUCUACACCAAGAACAAAGAUUCGACUGUCAAUCACACUUUGACUUGCACCAAAAUACUACCUACCAACUGUCUUUCAAAGACUCUACCAUUUGUUGCAAGGCUGAACUCCUCAAUGGGUCCUGGACGAACUGUUGUCAUUAAAGGAGAAGUGAAUACAAAUGCCAAAGGGUUUAAUGUUGAUCUAAUAGCAGGAACAUCAAAGGAUAUUGCUCUGCACUUGAACCCACGCCUGAAUAUUAAAGCAUUUGUAAGAAAUUCUUUUCUUCAGGAUUCCUGGGGAGAAGAAGAGAAAAAUAUUACCUGUUUCCCAUUUAGUCCUGGGAUGUACUUUGAGAUGAUAAUUUAUUGUGAUGUUAAAGAAUUCAUGGUUGCAGUGAAUGGUGUCCACAGCCUGGAGUACAAACAUAGAUUUAAAAGGCUUAGCAAUAUCGACACACUGGAAAUUGAUGGAGAUAUCAACUUACUGGAAGUGAGGAGCUGGUAGUCAACAUAACUGCUACAGAAACUGAAAUACAAAACAGCUUCUAUAAUACUGGCCUUGUUAAAAUUCAUCUCACUGUCAUUGUAUUGUUUAUAUUGUUAAAAUGAGCGUGCAUGGUAUUAAGUCCUGCUGGGUGUUCUCAGUCCUCGCCAAGCAGUGUGGCUGUCUAGCAAAGAAUGAGGACAUCUGGGGUCACAGCAACAUAAAGCCAUUAAGGCCACUCUGCUCUUUCCCACCUUGGGCUCCUUUUUUUUAAACCUCCACUUUACAUUCAACAUUUAUUAGGUGCCUACGAUAAUAUAGGAGCUAACACGCAUUGAGCACUUAUUGUCUGUCUGUCAGCUCUGUGCUAGAAGCUGAGGAUCUAUAUACACACAUAAUGAUGGAGGAGACCAGUAUAUUCCCUGUUCCCUUGAGCUUAGAAUCUUCUGUGUUCUACCAAUGUGCAACUUUUUCUACAGGAGUUGUUUAAACUCACCAGGGGUCCUUUAGAGAUAAAAUAUAGUUACUCACCUAUUAAAUAACCUAGACACUAUUUAAAGAAGACAUUAUACCUUCCCCAUUGAGCACUUUCAUCAUUUAUAAUCAAAAGAGUUGAUGAUGACUUACAUCUGGCAUUUAAUUUUCUUUAGUAUAGUAAAAAUCUAGCCUUCCUGGUCAUAAACUUUACCAAAUACUUAGCAUAAUGAAAUCUGAACACAGCACAAAGAUUAAGGCAAAACACAAACAAAAAAGUGAUUUUGAAAUUACAUUGAUGUUUAACUCAAGGCAGCUGAUUUCUGUACCAAUAAAUUCUUAUUUCAGAAGAUUUGAACUUAGGAGUGAGUCAAAGGUCUGAACACAUUCAGACAGAAAUUUUAAGGUAGAGGUCGUAAGAAUUCAGAUUUUAAAAUGUUUAUAGGUAACAAAAAAGCAAUGUCAAGAGUAGACUUAAAGAAUGUUUAUAAAAUAGGCACUCAGAAAGUAAAAUAUACCACCUGAGAAACCAAAUGAAGUAGGUGGAGAAAGGUGAUAUAAAAGUCUGUUGCCUGCUCGCAUGCAAACCAACACUUGCCUCUUUAGCUCUUCUAAAGAUCAGGCCAUCCAUCAUCAUUAGCAACUGAGAUCAAAACACUGUUCUACUCUAAAUGAUUAAAAUGCAACCUGUAUCAGCAAGUUAAAUUACAUUUCUGCAAUUUUUUUUAUUAUUCUUUGAAGUGAGUUGGCAGAAAUUCUACAUAGAAUCCUUACAGGUCAGAUCUUGUUACAAGAAAUUUCAAAGGUUUGUGAGUGGGGAGCAACAAGAAGCUAGAUCAGUCAAAUCAUUUUAUCAUUAAAUUGCUGGGCUGAAUUCUGCCAGGAUUUAGGAAUAUUUUAUAACAGAUUUGGUUUAGAUAUUAUUUGCAUCCAUAUAUUUAAAAGUAUUUUAAUCAACCUACUUAUUUUUAAAAACACUCAAAGUGUUUUUAAAGUAGACUAUCAUGUUAAAAGACAUUUUU